Molecule: messenger RNA, 533 nt
Organism: Cydia amplana
Lineage: Eukaryota; Metazoa; Arthropoda; Insecta; Lepidoptera; Tortricidae
Exons: 3
Coding region: 1-489 (162 amino acids)
Biological process (GO): proteolysis
Molecular function (GO): serine-type endopeptidase activity
Source: RefSeq, a predicted model, not a curated record
AUGAAAGCAGCCAGCCACGUGUCCCUGUACAUGGUUCACGAGGGCUUCGACGAGCGCACCUACCGCGACGACAUCGCGCUGGCGCGCACGCAGGAGGAGCUGCCCUUGGGGAGAACUGUCAAACGAGUCAUCAUAAAGAGGAAAUUUUCGCGCAAGGCGCAGCUGCAGGUUGCUGGUUGGGGACUGUUUGAUGAAGCCCGGUACCUGGAAAGAAGCAAGCUGCAAUGGCUGCAGCAGUCGUUUAAGCCCGAGCAGGCUUGUAGCACGUACGCGCUCGCGCCUGGCAUGAUGUGCGUUGAGAACGACAUUCAUAAACGCCCAAGUCUGGGCGACUCUGGUUGCGGUUUGAUAGCCAACUUUGUGCAGCAGAUCGGACUAGUGUCCUUCCGUCACAGCGGGCUCAAGCAUAUCGUCAUCUACAUGAACGUCUCCUACUACUACGGCUGGAUACAACGGGGCGCGAGACAACUGAUUUGUACAAAAGUAUGAAGGCGGUCUAAAGGUGCGUCCAGAUCUAGUGGAUGCGUCUCGAG